AUGGCGUUUACGCUUAACCAUUCCCAAUUGGGUGAUAUCCAAGGCCUCAAGUUAGAUGAUCGAGGAGUCGUGCAAUAUCUGGGUAUUCAGUAUGCCACUCCAACUCAUCGUUUUGCUGGUCCAGAGCUCAAGACCGACUACGGAGGAAAGAUUGAUGCGACAAGGAGAGGCCCGACUGUUGUUAGGCCACCACUAGCAUGCGAUAUUGAGUUUGGCCUCAUCCAGAAGGCCCUCGACAAGCCCGAUGACCGUCCCAUGUCAGACCUGGACGGCUUGACUCUCGAUAUCACCGUCCCAGAAGCGACUCUCAACGAUAACAAUGCAAAGCUCCCGGUGCUUGUUUUUAUCCAUGGAGGAGCCUUCAUCAUAGGUGACAGCGGGGCUCCGCACUAUAAUAUGGCUGCCAUCGUCGCAUAUUCCCAGUCCAUCGGAAAGCCUAUUAUAGGCGUAGCGAUCAAUUAUCGACUUGGAGUUGCAGGGUUUCUGGAUAGCAGUGAGUUGAGAGCGACAGGCAUCCCCCCCAACAGAGGCAUUCUUGAUCAAAAGACGGCGUUUCAAUGGGUUCGUCGGAAUAUUGGCGGAUUUUCAGGCGAUCCAACUCGAAUCACAGCCAUCGGUCAGAGCGCAGGUGGUAGCUCCAUUAUGCAUCUCCUUGACCUGGAUUUACGGGACGAAGCGCUUUUCGAUCGCGCUAUCUGCUUGAGUGGAAACAACUUGGCCGUUCCGUCAUCUACAAAGCACGCUGCCCAAGAUGCAUAUAAAGGUGUGCUUCAGUGUCUCGGAAUAGAACCCACAUUAUCGAGCGAGGAUCAGCUGACAGCAUUGCUUGCAAUCUCUCCGGAGGAUAUGCUAUCCAAGAUUCCGAUGUCAGUCCCCCUACAACCUGUAGUAGAGACAGACCAACUACCAUCAUUCCGAUCACUCGAGACUCAGUUGCCUUCAGCUCAACACAGGCCUCCUCUAAUGAUUGGCUCGACAGACUUUGAUGCGGUCGUCUUUGAAGUUCUUGGUCUCUUUGCAGACCGAGAUCCGGGAUUAGCACAAGGUUUCACUACAUCUUUGAUGAAGGCCAUCCCCGAAGAACACCACGUUAGACUAGAGAGACUACUCGACCUCUAUGGAAUAUCAGAAGCAGAGGAAGACGACAAAGCACGGAUCAAGAUUCUCCAGUUCGGGACAGAUCUCAAGUACUUCGCCACAUCAAGACACUACGCCAACUUCUGGCCAUAUCAGUCCUGGCUCUAUUACUUUAACGAGUCUAAUCCAUGGGACGGACCGCACAAAGGUCGAUCAGCUCACUGUCUUGAUAUAGCCUAUCUAUUCUUAAACUACAAUCAUGUCAUGGAUGAAUCCCAGAGGAAGACAGCGACGGACUUUGCUCGAGAUGUGAUUAGUUUCACAAACUUAGAGGAGCCUUGGGCUGAGUUCCAUGCUUCCAAGGAUCUGAGAGUAUAUGGAGCACUGACAGAGAACCAGGAAUCGGUAAAUAGUCUCAAGACUACGGCCGAGCCAUCCGAGGAAGUGCAACGUCUUUGGUCAGAGAUAGGUCUUGAUAAUCUUACCCAGGCUUGGGGUGCUUACUCCGCAAGGGCAUAG
Fusarium subglutinans is the source of this 1596-nucleotide messenger RNA. Its product is annotated as para-nitrobenzyl esterase. The coding region runs from base 1 to 1596 and encodes 531 amino acids. The transcript is spliced from 4 exons. Lineage: Eukaryota; Fungi; Ascomycota; Sordariomycetes; Hypocreales; Nectriaceae. The record is from RefSeq and is a predicted model, not a curated record.